GGGCUCCCGAGGGCCCCUGACAGACACCAGCGUCGGUCCCCCAAGUGCGGCGCCCGCCCCGGGAAAACAUCCUCCCUCGGGAGAAGAUGCUUGAGAUACGAGCACAAGCAUUUCCUGGACCAUCUGCGUUGUAACCGAAGCUUUUUCAGUUGGGACAAGUCACGGGGGCAAACAUGGUGAACUCCAUCAGCGAGCUGGAGUUUUCUAACGACAAAGGUACCGAGGAGCUCUCCCAGGUCGCGCUCCUGCAGCUGUCAGAUGACGCCGCAAUCCGAGACAAAAGUUCGGCCCGUGUCCCUGAAAAAACUGGCCACCCCGACCCCGUGUACGUGAUGGCAGCGAACAUUUUUCAGGGUAUUCGAAAGGAAAAGUCGCCAGAGAAAGUCCUAAUAAAGUACGGGAAAGAACCCCUGCGGGCCUCGGCACAGUCCGAGGAUGAGAACUUCAGGCGUUUGUCCUACGAACUGGCCUUCAGCGCCCUGAAAUAUCAAGAUAUUUUGGAGACUAUAUUAAUAGACAGCUAUAUAUUCCCCAGCACCACAAUACCAGAUCAUUUGAGCAGUCUUAUUAUCGUGAUGCUGUAUGAUUUCCAAGAUAGAAAAUUUCAAACUCGUGUCCUUCCUGACAAUGAAGAGUCCAUAUCAGAAGUUCAAGAAGUAGAGAACCUUCUUAACAGUUUUAAGACAAAAUUGGCUGCAGCAUUGGCAAGAUGUCGAAUCAAACAUGACGCCCUUUCAAUUUAUCAUAUUCUGCCGGAAACGAUUAGAAAACAGGAACUGAGAGCCUCUACCCUGCCACUUUAUGCUUGGAUAAAUACUUGUAAGAUAAGCCCUGAAGAAGUUUAUAGUAAUUUGAGGAAAAAAGGCUAUAAUAAAGUCAAAUCUGUAUUGCAUAUUGAUGAUAAAGUCUUUGCUGUGGACCAACAUUGCUAUGAUGUCUUAAUUUUUCCAUCUCACCUUAAAAAAGAUCUUAUAAAUAUAGAUCUUUUCAAAGAUUAUAAACUUAUUUUUCAGGACAAAUCUCGAAGUCUUGCUGUCCAUUCUGUAAAGGCGUUAUUAAAUAUGGACGAUGAUAUCUUAAUAGUCAAUACAGGUUCAUGGUACACAGUUGCCCAUAUGUCCGUCUUAACAAGAAAUAAUACCUCAAAAAUAUUUGUAUGUGGAGUACAGUCACAAGCCAAGAAUCCUGACUUGAAGAACCUUUUCACAAAAAUGGGAUGUAAAAAUAUUGAAAUACUUCGUGAAACAUUUGUUAACAUUGAAUCAAAGGACCACAGGUUACAGAAAGUUAAAGUGAUCUUGCUGCUUCCUCGGUGUUCAGGAGUGGGUGUUAGUAAUCCAGUAGAGUUUAUUUUAAAUGAAUAUGAAGAUACAGAUUUACUUAAAGAUCUGUCCCAAGGAGGGACAUCAGAAGAUAAACUUCGGGUUCUUGCUCAACAGCAAUAUGAACAGCUAACACAUGCAAUGAAAUUUACCAAAGUGCAAGCAGUUGUUUACUGCACAUGCUCAGUUUAUCCAGAAGAAAAUGAAGUGGUUGUUAAGAAAGCCCUGGAAUUUCAAGAUCAUGGGGUUAAAGUGCAACCUUACAGGCUCAGUCCUCCUGUUCUCCCCCUGUGCUCCUUGAAGGAAAUCCAUUUGUCUACUGAUAAGUUUUUCAGAAUGGAACCAUCUGAGAUCAACAAUAGUUGUUUUCUUUCUAUUUUAACAAGAGAGCGGGACCCAUCUGAGGCCGUGUCUGUGAAAGAUGUUUUGGCCCGGGCUGCAGCAAAGGGUCUGCUUGAGGGGAUUGAGUUAGGAAAAUCAUCAAAACGGGAGAAAAAAAAGAAGAAAUCCAAGACAUCAUUGCCCAAAGCUCCUGGUAAUGAUAAUUACGGCAUCCAAAUGAAGAUAGCGGAGUUCCUGACUCGAGAAAGUAAAGCAAGCACCAAUCAAUCAGAGACAUUAACGACAAAAGCACCUCUUCCACAGAAAAGUGUGACUCAAGUGGGUUCUAAUACCCAGGUCAGAAAACCCAGCAAGCCUGCCGCCAAUCCUUUAACGCCCACCUUGGUGAAGAACUCCUGUCCUUCCAGGCCGUGGGAGCGGCAGACACAGUUCCGGAGACCUCGACCGGAAGGCAAAAUGGUUGCUCUGAAACCCGUGGAGAUCGUUUUGCCUACAGUGAUGUUUCCAUUUUCAGGUCCCCAAGGGGUCCGAUCUCAGAUGCCAGCUCCACAUUUCUUCUGUCGUUGGAUUGGACCCAAGACUAGUGCACCCAGCUGCCUUCCCACCCCAUCAAUAUCCAUAAGAGGGGAGAAGCUGAAGGAAAACUCCCCUUCCUCCCUACUCCGGCAUCCCCGGCCAUGGCUCUGACCGCCCUUGCUUCUCACGUGCCUAGGAACAGGCGAUUUCCUCCAGUCUGGUGUUCUGCAAGGUUAGAUGUAGCCAAGCAAGAUGCUCAGCCCUUCAUCAUCUAGUAUCUUCUAAAUGGGUAUUACCUCCUGAGAAGUCAGACAGGGGAGAAACAGUGCUGUAGGUCACUAAAAGAGCAGAAUUCAGCUCCCAGCAGCUCAGCCCUGAUCUGUUUUAGAGCUGGAGAUGCCCAGUGAACUGUUAGCUCUGCCCUGCUCCUGCCUCCAUCUGGGUUACAGCUGCCCCAAGUCUCUAGAAGGGAAGCAGUUGCUUUGCAUCCUUACAGAAGGCAGCAGCGGAUGCCAGGCACAGGCCUGUCCCUCCAGCUGCCGGCCAUUCCUCAGUAACCAGGGAGCUCAGCUGUACUUGGAACUUUUAAAAUCAACAUCAAGGUUAAUUUUUUCCUUCAGUAUCAAACUAUUCCUGAAAUGGCAUAACAUAAGUGUUUGUAAUGGUACUGAGCUUGAGUAAGAAGCAUAGAAGUGUAAGCUGUUUCUUGUGGGAAGAGAUUCCAGCGUCAGUAGACUGAGCACGUCCCUCCUGCCCUCCUGCCUGUUUAUGCCAAACCCUGUUCUGAAAAAUGGCUGUGAGCAAAUUUUCCACCGAAAUAUUCCUUUCAGAGAAAGGGGUGAAACUCUUGGACACAAGUGAUACAUGUUGAGAAACCCAUAAAGAUUUCUGAUCCUACUCAAAGAUCAGGUGAUAAAGCAAAAUGUAUGAGCCAUUGCAAA
Molecule: messenger RNA, 3121 nt
Organism: Fukomys damarensis (Damara mole-rat)
Lineage: Eukaryota; Metazoa; Chordata; Mammalia; Rodentia; Bathyergidae
Gene: Nsun7
Product: NOP2/Sun RNA methyltransferase family member 7
Exons: 12
Coding region: 174-2351 (725 amino acids)
Molecular function (GO): methyltransferase activity
Source: RefSeq, a predicted model, not a curated record